AUGGAUGUAGAAUGGCCAGACAUGCUGAUGUUACACUUAAUAAUACAUGAUGUAUAUAAUACAAAUAAUCAUGAUUUAUGUUUAUAUGGAAAACCUUAUAUAAAAUUUUAUUGGAAAGAUAUAAAAUAUAAAAAUUAUUUUAAAUAUACAUCAGAUGAAAUAAGCUAUUUUUGUGAAUUUUUUUUACCUUACAAGUCAGGAGAUUAUAUCGAAAAUUUGGUUUUUCAAAUAUGGGCAAAUAGCUAUUUUAAAAAAAAAAAAAAAAUUGCAUAUAAUUAUAUAAAUAUAAAUGAUGUUGAAAAGGAGAUUAAAAUAGACGGGAAAAUUGAAUUAGUUGGAAAAAUAAAAGGAUUUAAAAUGAUUUACACAUUACAAAUUAUAUAUUAUUCUUUAUAUAAAUUUAUGAAAACAAAAAGAAUAUUAAUUUUAGAAAAUAUUUCUAUUUAUAAAAUGUUACAAAUAUAUAAAAAAUAUGUUAACUCUCCUUUAGAAUGUAAAAAUAAUCUUCUUGAACAAUAUAUUCUUUCUUUAUUUCAUACUAAUGAUUAUUUUAAAAGUGAUACACCAUUACGUUUAAAAUCGAAACCAGAAAAAGAUGUCGUUUAUAGAGUUAAUCAGUGUCAUAUAGCUACCAAUACAAAACCUUCAAAAAAUAAAAUUAUAUUAAAAGAAAAAAAAAAUCAUAAAUUUUAUAAAAUACCAAGGAUAUGCAUUCACCGUAAUAAAGUUUCAACAAGAAUGAACCAACAAAAUAUGGAUCAAAUAAAUACAAAUUCUAAAUCAUCUGAAAGUGGCCAAAGUACCAUACAAAAUAGUGUAGGAAAAAAACAGCUAGCUAAAAGUGGUAAAGCCAAUUCCAGCAUUAGUAGUAACUAUAGCUAUGAUGGCAAUAAAUAUGAAAAUGUGAAUUGCAAAAAAAUAGUAAACCCAUCUCAAUAUAUGACUUACAAAAUUAUAAACAAUUUCAAUCAAAAGGCUAAGGCACAAACUGUUAAACGCAAUCAGAAUAAAAUAAAAGAAAUAAGACAUUUUAUUAAAAUUAGAGGAAAAAGUAUAAAUAAAUGUAUAGACACCAAAAUCACCAAGGACUGCAAUCUUAAGUUUGUAGACCUACACGGCUUGAAAAAAUGCUAA
This is a messenger RNA of Plasmodium vinckei vinckei, 1134 nucleotides long. Its product is annotated as conserved Plasmodium protein, unknown function. The record is from RefSeq and is a predicted model, not a curated record. The coding region runs from base 1 to 1134 and encodes 377 amino acids. Lineage: Eukaryota; Apicomplexa; Aconoidasida; Haemosporida; Plasmodiidae. The transcript has a single exon.